Engraulis encrasicolus (European anchovy) is the source of this 2250-nucleotide messenger RNA. It is a transcript of the gene tdo2a, whose product is annotated as tryptophan 2,3-dioxygenase a. Gene Ontology annotation, molecular function: L-tryptophan 2,3-dioxygenase activity; heme binding; metal ion binding. The record is from RefSeq and is a predicted model, not a curated record. The transcript is spliced from 12 exons. The coding region runs from base 304 to 1554 and encodes 416 amino acids. NCBI's taxonomy places the organism in Eukaryota, Metazoa, Chordata, Actinopteri, Clupeiformes, Engraulidae.
UCUUCCUUUGGCAGGUUUGUGGGUGAGAGAAGUCGUCUCCAUCAGAGUGGAGAGGGCAAAGGAGAGGAAGAAGAACGGGAGAGAAAAGGAAACUGAGUGAGACUGAAGGAGUCUGACUAAUACAGGAGGACAGGAAGAAGGAAAAGAUAAAGGCAUACAGUGUGGAGAGAGAGAGAGAGAGAGAGAGAGAGAGAGAGAGAGAGAGAGAGAGAGGUACUGUGUGAGUAGCACAGAGUGAGAGAGAGAGAGAGAGAGAGACGGAGCCUGGGUCCAUUGUGUGUGUGCACCCUAUCCGGCUGAGCAAUGAGUGGAUGUCCCUAUUUCCAGCGCAGAGAUCUGCUUAAGGCCCGUCCCCUUCAGAAAGACGAAGAAGAAAGAGAUGACUCUCAGGAUGGCAUUAACAAAGCCACCAAAGGAGGUAUCAUUUAUGGAGACUAUCUGCAGCUGGAUAAAAUUGUGACAGCUCAGGUUCUUCAGAGUGAAGUGAAAGGCAACAAGAUCCAUGACGAGCACCUGUUCAUAGUUACCCAUCAAGCCUAUGAGCUGUGGUUCAAACAGAUCUUAUGGGAACUGGACUCAGUCAGGCAGAUCUUCAUGAAUGGACACGUGCGGGAUGAGCGUAACAUGCUGAAGGUGACCACACGCACCCACCGGAUUGUCAUGAUCUUUAGGCUACUUGUGGACCAGUUUGCUGUUCUGGAGACCAUGACAGCCUUAGACUUCUUUGACUUCAGAGAGUACCUGUCACCCGCCUCAGGGUUCCAGAGCCUGCAGUUUCGUCUGCUGGAGAACAAGAUUGGCGUCCCUGACAACCUGCGUGUCCCAUAUAACCGUCGCCACUACCGAGACAACUUCAAAGGCCAGGACAGCACAGUCCUCCUCCACUCAGAACAGGAGCCCACUCUGUUACAGCUGGUGGAGAAAUGGCUAGAGCGUACCCCGGGCCUCGAGGAGGGUGGAUUCAACUUCUGGGGGAAACUGCAAGUCAACAUUGAAGAAGGGCUGAAAAGGGAAAAAGAAAAAAUAGAGAGCAAGCCACCGUCAGGGGACAAAGAGGAGCAGAUGGAAGAGUUCAUCAAGCAGAGGGAGGUACUCUCAUCCCUGUUUGACGAGAAACGACACGAUCACCUUAUGAGUAAAGGUGAGAGGCGACUGUCAUAUAAAGCUUUGAAAGGAGCACUCAUGAUCUACUUCUACAGAGAGGAACCUCGUUUCCAGGUGCCCUUCCAGCUCCUCACCUCGCUUAUGGACAUCGACACCCUCAUGACCAAGUGGAGAUACAACCACGUCUGCAUGGUGCACAGGAUGAUCGGAAGUAAGGCGGGAACAGGCGGCUCAUCUGGGUAUCACUACCUGCGCUCCACCGUCAGUGACCGCUACAAGGUGUUUGUGGACCUGUUUAACCUGGCCACCUUCCUGGUGCCGCGUGAUUGGGUGCCCAAGCUCAACCCCACGGAGCACACCUUCCUCUUCACUGCAGACACCUGCUGGGACAGCUCCUACUGCACCAGCAGUGGCAACAGCAGCAGCAGCAGCAGCGAGGACUCGGACUAGACACACAUUUCCAGUGUCUGUGUACUCGACAUACAGACUGUGUGUGUGUGUGUGUAUGUGCUCUGAAGAGACACAGUAUGUGUGUGGUGACACCCGCUGUGACAGCUCCUGCUGCAGCAUCAGCAUUUCUGACUAAAGACACAGUCGGAGUGUGUGUGUGUGUGUGUGUAUUAGUGGCACAGAAUGUGUGUGUGUGUAUUAGUGGCACAGAAAGUAUGUGUGUGUGUGUGUGAGAGAGGACACCUGCUGUGGUAGCAUCUGCCGCAGCAGGAAAGACUUUACCUAGAGGCAGUGUGUGAGAGAGUUAACUCAGUAGGAAGUGGCACUUGCUGUGGUGGGAACAAAUUGGUGACACCUACCACACCACACUGCAUUAGCAAUUAGCAAUAACCUGUCCAAUAGAUUUGGAGAAUCAGACGUGUGUGUGUGUGUGUGCGUGUGUGUGUGUGUGUGUGUGUGUGUGUGUGCGUGUGUACGCGCACACACGCUUUGAACCAAAAUUCUGAUUCUGAAUUUCAUCAAAAUAGCAUGUCCUUGCAAACUGGACCUAACCGUUUGUAAAUACUGUGAAGUAAUAUGUAAAUCAAUGACUAAAUGUAGGAUAAAUAGUUAUUAUACGAUUUCUGUACAGAGAACUGACUUAUGAUUAUGACGUGAUUUUGGUGCCAAAAUAUAAAGUUUUUGGUGUAAAUGCAA